AUGGCGACCUCUUUACCACCCACGGACUCAGCAUCCUCACCGCGCCUAAGCUCUCAGUCGCAAUCCCUCGACCUACGCAGUCCAGCCUCCUUUGCCGAAUCCUUCGAAAUGGACGAAACAUCUCCCUCAGCAGGCCUCCUUUCCCAAAUGGACGACGCAGAAAAACAAAGCCCUGUAGAUGCUCAGGCGCCAAAGAACGAAGCACACGAAUACACAAUCACCACCAGGACAAAAAUGCUCUGUCUCGGCCUGUACUUUUUGAUGAAUCUGGGCUUGACAUUGUACAACAAGGCUGUCUUGGGCAGAUUCAACUUUCCUUGGUUGUUGACGACUUUUCACACCACCUCUGCGGCGCUGGGAUGCUGGACUAUCAUGCUGGUUGCGCCGGAGCAGUUGAAAUUGAGUUAUGUGGGCAGGCAAGAACAGAUGGUUCUGGUGGCAUUUUCGGUGCUGUUUACCGUCAACAUUGCUAUCAGCAAUGUAUCGCUUACCAUGGUUUCUGUGCCUUUUCAUCAAAUCGUUAGGUCUACUACCCCAGUGGCUACGGUCUUGAUUUAUCGGUGGUUGGGACGCAGUUAUGGCACCAUGACUUAUGUUUCUCUGAUCCCCAUUGUUGCUGGAGUGGGACUAAGCACCUAUGGCGAUUACUACGCUACUUUACUAGGUGCUUCUCUUACUUUCCUGGGCGUCUUUUUGGCUGCACUCAAAACGGUGGCGACGAAUAAGUUACUUACCGGCAGCCUCAAACUCCCAGCUCUGGAACUGCUGCUGCGUAUGUCGCCUCUGGCUGCUGUACAAAGUCUGCUGUGGGCAACUGCGACUGGCGAAGUCUCUGCUUUCCUCAAGUUCACGGCAGAAGGCAAUCUCAGCACUUAUCUCAUUCUCGCAUUGCUAGGAAACGGGUUCUUGGCUUUCUUGCUUAAUGUUACCAGUUUCCAGACCAAUAAGUUGGCUGGAGCACUGACGUUGAGUGUUUGUGGUAAUGUCAAGCAGAUCCUGACGGUUGUCUUGGGGACCGUGUUGUUUGAUGUUGCUGUGGGCACGAUGAAUGCUAUGGGUAUGGUUGUUGCUUUGGGAGGUGCUGCGUGGUAUAGUAAGGUCGAGUUGGAUGUCAGAAGAGCUGGUGCCAGGUCUUAG
This is a messenger RNA of Aureobasidium vineae, 1137 nucleotides long. Lineage: Eukaryota; Fungi; Ascomycota; Dothideomycetes; Dothideales; Saccotheciaceae. The record is from the annotation of a GenBank genome assembly.